Molecule: messenger RNA, 4187 nt
Organism: Hypanus sabinus (Atlantic stingray)
Lineage: Eukaryota; Metazoa; Chordata; Chondrichthyes; Myliobatiformes; Dasyatidae
Gene: cfap418
Product: cilia and flagella associated protein 418
Exons: 6
Coding region: 28-519 (163 amino acids)
Cellular component (GO): cytosol
Source: RefSeq, a predicted model, not a curated record
UGGCUCCAGGCAACCGGCGAGGCCGCGAUGGCGGACGACCUGGAUGAGCUGCUGGACGAAGUGGAGCUGCGAUUCUGCAGAGGCGGCUCUACGGCGGCGGGGGCGGGCCGCGAGGGGGACGAGAGGACGGGCAAAAGCCCGGGCAAGGAGGUGAAAAUCAGCUCACCUUCAGUUGAAACUUUCCAAGAAGAAGAUGAUUUAAAUGAUCUAAUUAACGAUAUUUUUUAUGAUGAGCCAAGCGUAUCAGACCAUUCUAUGUCAAGCCCAGGAGCAGUAACAAAUUGCGUAGGUCAGAGGGCCAAAGGUACAAAGUGUUCCCCAGUUUAUCUGGGUGGUAGCUCUGCACCCCUUGGACUGGGAACUAAUACUUCUUACAGAACAUGUGAUCAACUCCGCUGUACUUCCUGUGACUUCAGGGUGGUGAUGCUUGAUGACUAUGAAUGGAACAAGUCAUGUGACUACCUUUUUUUCAGACAUCCAGGAGCAUGCCAGAAUCAAGUGAUUCCUGAAAGAUCAUGACCAAUGCAUCUGCUAUCUCUCCAGCAACCUCUCUCAGGACUCCGGGAUGUAGUUCAUCUGAUCCAGGUGACUUAUCCACCUUAAGACCAUUCAGUUUGUUAGCAUUUUUUCCUUUGUAAUACCAAUGGCACUCAGUCCUGCUCCCUGUAUGAUCAGCCAUGAUCACAGUGAAUGGCGGUGCUGGCUAGAAGGGCCGAAUGGUCUACUCCUGCACCUACUGUCUAUUGUCUGACACUCAUGGACCUCUGGCACACUGCUAAUGUCUUCCACAGUGAAGACAGAUGCAAAAUACUCAUUAAGUUCAUCUGCUAUUUCUUUGUCCCCCAUUACUACCUCACCAGCAUCAUUUUCCAGUGGUCCAAUAUCAGCUCUCACCUCCCUUUUGUUCUUUAUAUAACUGAAAAAACGUUGGGUAUCCUCCUUUAUAUUAUUGGCUAGAUUGCCCUCAUAUUUCGUUUCCUUUUUUAUCGUUUUUUUAGUUACCUUUUAUUAGAUUUUAAAAGUUCCCCAAUCAUCCAACUUCUCACUCAUUUAUAUGCCCUUUCCUUGGCUUUUAUGUAGUCCUUAACUUCCCUUGUCAGCCAUGGUUGCCUAGCCCUACCAUUUGAGAAACAUGCCUUGUGAACUAUUCCCAGAAACUUCAGCCAUCUCUGCUCUGCCAUCACCCCCACCAGUAUCCUCCUCCAAUCCACCUGGGCAAGCUCCUCUCUCAUGCUUCUGUACUUCCCUUUAUUCCAUUGUGAUACUGAUGCAUGUGAUUUAUGCUUUUACUACCACUCUUUGGCUUCUCCCACAAAGCCAAUGUCUAAUCCAAUUUACUACCUUAUCUUGAAUGACUAAUGCCUGAACCAUCUUGCCCAACCUCCCACGCAGAACCUUGUCAAAUGCCUUGCUAAGGUCCAUGUAAACAACACGCACUGCUUUGCCUUCAUGAACUUUCCUGUUAACUUACUUAAAAACACUGUAGGAUUGGUUAGACAUGACUUACCAUGCACAAGAGCUAUGCUGACUAUCCUUAAUUUUCUCAUUGCCUCCGAGUUAUCCUUAAUAAUAGACCUCACAUCUUCCCAACCACUGAAGUCAGGCUAACUGGCCAAAAAUUUCCUUUCUUCUGCCACCUUCUCUUAAAGUGUAGAGUGACAUUUGCAAUUUUCCAGUGCUCAGGAAGCAUUCCAGAAUCUACUGAUUCUUGAAAGAUCAUCGCUACCAUCUUCAGCUACCUCUUAAGAAACCGUGGUGUGCAGUCCAUCAAAUCUAGGUGACUUAUCUAUCUUCAGGCUUAUCAGCUUCCAAAGUUUUUCCUCAGUAAAAGCAACAACGCUCACUUCUACCCCCAACACUCGAAUUUCUAGUGUCUUCCACACUGAUGUAAAAUACUGAAGUUCUUUCACCAUUUCUAUGUCCCUCAUUACUACCUGUCCAGCAUCAUUUUCCAGCGGUCCUCUCUCUAUAUAUGUCAGAAAAAACCUAGUGGUUGGUAAGUUGAUGGAGAAAAUCCUGAGAGGCAGGAUUUAUGAACUUUUGGAGAGGCAUAUUAUGAUUAGGAAUAGUCAGCAUGGCUUUGUCAAAGGCAGGUCUUGACUUACGAGCCUGAUUGAAUUUUUGAGGAUGUGACUAAACACAUUGAUGAAGGUAGAGCCAUAGAUGUAGUGUAAAUGGAUUUUAGCAAGGCAUUUGAUAAGGUACCCCAUGCAGGGCUUAUUAAGAAAGUAAGGAGUCAUGGGAUCCAAGGGGACGUUGCUUUGUGGAUCCAGAACUGGCUUGCCCACAGAGGGCAAUGAGUAGUUGUAGACAGGUCAUAUUCUGCAUGGUGACCAAUGGUGUGCCUAAGGAAUGUGUUCUGGGACCCCUACUCUGUGAUUUUUAUAAAUGACCUGGAUGAGGAAGUGGAGGGAUGGACUAGUAAAUUUGCUGAUGACACAAAGGUUGAAAUGUUGUGGGUAGUGUAGAGGGCUGUCAAUGGUUACAAUGGGACAUUGAUAGGAUGCAAAGAAGUGACAGAUGGAGUUCAACCCAGAUAAUUGUGAGGUGGUUCAUUUUGGUAGGUCAAAUAUAAUGGCAGAAUAUAGUAUUAAUGGUAAGACUCUUGGCAGUGUGGAGGAUCAGAGGGAUCUUCGGGUCCGAGUCCAUAGGACACUCAAAGCUGCUACGCAGAUUGACUCUGUGGUUAAGAAGGCAUACGGUGCAUUGGCCUUCAUCGAUCAUGGGAUUGAAUUAAAGAGCCAAGAGGUAAUGUUGCAGCUAUUUAGGACCCUGGUCAGACCCCACUUGGAGUACGGUGCUCAAUUCUGGUUGCCUCACUACAGGAAGUAUGUGAAAACCAUAGAAAGAGUGCAGAGGAGAUUUACAAGGAUAUUGCCUGGAAUGUGGAGCAUGCCUUAUGAGAAUAGGUUGAGUGAAGCAGCGUUUUCUCCUUGGAGUGACAGAGGAUGAGAGGUGACCUGAUAGAGGUGUACAAGAUAAUGAGAGGCAUUGAUCAUAUAGAUAGUCAGAGGCUAUUCCCCAGGGCUUAAUUGGCUAGCACGAGAGGGCAUAGUUUUAAGGUGCCUGGAAGUAGGUACAGAGGAGAUGUCGGGUAAGUUUUUUUACACGGAGAGUGGUGAGUGCGUGGAAUGGGCUGCCGGUGGCGGCGGUGGAGGCGGAAACUCCUGGAUGGCGACAUGGAGCUUAGGAAAAUAGAGGGCUAUUGGUAAAGCCUAGAUAGUUCUAAGGUAAGAACAAAUUUGGCACAGCUUUGUGCGCCAAAGACCCUGUAUUGUGCUGUAUGUUUUCUAUGUUUCUAUGUAUCCACUUGUAUUAUUGGCUAGCUUCUUCCUUAUUCCUGCAGAAGGACAUAGACGGGGAAUGGGCAAAGAAGUGACAGAUAGAAUAUAGUGUAAGGAAGUGCAUGAUCAUGCACUUUGGCAGAAUGAAUAAUGGCAUGGACUAAUUUCUAACUGGGGAGAAAAUUUUUAAAAAUCACAGGUGCCGAGAGGCUUGGUAGUCCUCAUGCAGGAUUUCCUAAAGGUUAAUUUUCAGCUUGAGUCAAUGGUCAGGAAAGCAAAUGCAAUACUAGCAUUUAUUUUGGGAAGACUGAAGUACAAAAGCAAAGGAGUGCUGUUGAGGCUUUGUAAGGCCUUUGCCAGACCACAUUUGAGUAUUGUGAGCAGUCUGGGGCCUCUUAUCUAAAAAAGGACGUGCUGUCUUUGGAGAGGGUUCAGAGGAGGAUCACGAGUCUAUUAAAUGGCCCUGAGUCUGCCUUUCUAUCCACUCUGAUUAGUGUGUUCCAUACACCUACCAUGCUCUGCGUAAAAAAUCCUACCUCUGACAGUCCCCCUAUACUUACCUUCAAUCACCUUAAAAUUGGCCAUUUCUGCCUUGGGAGGGUCUUUUGCUGUCAAAUCAAUCAAUGCUUCUUAUCAUCUUGUGCACCUCUAUCAAGUCACCUCUCAUCCUUCUACACUUCAAAAGGAAAAGCCAUAGCUCACACAACAUCUCCGCAUAAGAUAUGCUCUCGAAUCCAGUAAAUCUUCUCUGCGCCCUCUCUAAAGUUUCUAUAUCCUUCCUAUAAUGAGGAGGCAUCAAACUGGGUGCAGUGAUUUACUAGUAACGUUCUCAUAAAAAACUUCACAAAUUUUAUAAACACAUUCACUUCAAUAGCUGAAAGUAAUUUUUACCAAAAUUUUAUA